Drosophila biarmipes is the source of this 1117-nucleotide messenger RNA. RefSeq lists its product as uncharacterized. Gene Ontology annotation, biological process: regulation of transcription by RNA polymerase II. Gene Ontology annotation, cellular component: nucleus; transcription regulator complex. The coding region runs from base 389 to 988 and encodes 199 amino acids. The record is from RefSeq and is a predicted model, not a curated record. NCBI's taxonomy places the organism in Eukaryota, Metazoa, Arthropoda, Insecta, Diptera, Drosophilidae. The transcript has 2 exons.
GUAGAAAAAACAUCGUUUUUGCAAACAAAAUUUUAGUAAAAAGAAAUUUUUUAUGUUUUUGUCAAGAACAUACGCUUAGACCAGCUUAAAUCUCAUUUUAAUUGCAUUAUGGAACUUUCCUGAUAUCAAUAAUCUAGUGUCAUAUUGUUCAAUCAAUAAUAUUAGUAAUAAAACUAAGGUGCGCGCAUACUAAGGCGGUGCGGUUUAUACCGCCCGGAGAAGAACUAACGCGUAGCGGCGACGGUCGACGCGGCGCGUCACCACGCGAAUGCUAAAAGGAGCAUUUCGAGUGUUAUCGACAAUCGUCGGAGCAUCACAUUCGGGCUGAAAACAGAGCGAGCGAGCAAAAUUUUCCAAAUUCAUUGCGGAAAUAGGGAAUUCACGCGAAAUGGACGAAGAAAAACUGAUUCUGCUCGUACAACAGUACUCUUUUCUUUACGAUGUGUCGGAAUCCAAGUACAACAAUACCAUUGCCCGAGAAAACGCUUGGGAAGACAUAGGACACAUGCUAGAUUGCUCAGCUAAAGAGUGUAAAACUAGAUGGAAAAACCUGCGAGACUCGUACCAGAAAGCCAUAAAAACUCGACGAACGAAAUCUGGCAAAGCGGCGAUGAAAAGGAAGCCUUGGAGAUUUGAGAAGGAAAUGUCUUUUAUGGCAAAUUUCCUAGAAUCGGGAAGAGGAUUGAAAAGUAACAUCAAAGAGGACAAUCUGGAAUCGGACAAUGACGACUGCAUAUUGCGGAACACAUCAAUCGCCUCGGACUCUUCGACUCCACCUACUGCUUCAGGGGUUUUGCCAGACUAUCAUUCUCCGAAAAAGAUAAAAAGUAAAACCACUGACAAGGACGAUGCUCUGCAUAAAUAUUUUGCUGCAGUGGAAGAAGUUGUUCGCACUUUUCCGCCGCAUUUUCAAAUCAAAGUCAAGUCGCAUAUUUCUAGCAUGAUCCAUAAAAUGGAAUACGAGGUUUUAUCCGGAACAUCCGGUUGAGGGAACGUGGAUCAUCCUUCUCCAUGUCCUUCACAAGCUGUGCCAGAUAGUCAGUAAGUUGGUGUUUCGCAAACGUGCAACAUUGUAUUAAGAAUAAUAAAAUUUAAAAUAUAACACAACAGUCUACAA